Molecule: messenger RNA, 1352 nt
Organism: Nematolebias whitei (Rio pearlfish)
Lineage: Eukaryota; Metazoa; Chordata; Actinopteri; Cyprinodontiformes; Rivulidae
Product: E3 ubiquitin-protein ligase pellino homolog 2
Exons: 7
Coding region: 50-1336 (428 amino acids)
Biological process (GO): protein polyubiquitination; regulation of Toll signaling pathway
Molecular function (GO): protein binding; ubiquitin protein ligase activity
Source: RefSeq, a predicted model, not a curated record
CCCCCCAUUUCUUUUCGGAUUUUAAAUUAUUUCGGAGCUGUUGAGUCUGAUGAAUUCACCGAAAAACGACGGAGACGACGACGUGCCCGUUAAAGAGCCGGUGAAAUACGGAGAAUUGAUCAUUUUAGGGUACAAUGGUUCUCUGCCAUGUGGAGAUCGUGGACGCAGAAAGAGCCGCUUUGCUCUUUACCGAAUGGCCAAGGCCAACGGGGUCAAACCCAGUGCUGUGCACAUCCUCAACACACCACAGGACAGCAAGGCUGUCCACAGCAGAGGGCAGCACAGCAUUUCUUUCACUCUGUCCCGUAACCAAACGGUGGUGGUGGAGUACUGCCAUGACAACAACACUGACAUGUUUCAGAUCGGACGCUCCACAGAAGGUCCCAUUGACUUUGUGGUGACAGACACCUCUGGAGGGGGAAAGGAAUGCGAGGACCCUUCCAUCGCUCCCAGCACGAUUUCACGUUUUGCCUGCAGAGUGGUGUGCGAGCGCAACCCACCAUACACUGCACGCAUUUACGCCGCAGGCUUUGACUCAUCCAAAAAUAUCUUUCUAGGGGAAAAAGCAACCACAUGGAAAAAUCCCGAUGGUCAUAUGGAUGGUCUCACUACCAAUGGGGUGUUGGUGAUGCACCCUGAAGGUUUCCCAGAGGACCCAAAGCAGGGUCUGUGGAGGGAGAUCUCUGUGUGUGGAGAUGUUUAUGCCCUGCGAGAAACGCGCUCCGGUCCCAGCCGAGGUCAACUGGCAGAAGGUGAGAGCAGCGCACUGCGUGAUGGGUCCCUGGUGGAUCUUUGCGGUGCCACCCUUUUGUGGCGGACAGGAGAAGGACUCGUGCAUGCUCCCACUCUACGCCACCUGGAGGCUCUUCGUCAGGAACUGAAUGCGUCCCGGCCUCAGUGUCCUGUAGGCCUCAGUACGCUGGCCUUCCCCAGUUUGCCCCGUAGCCACAGCCUUGAAGAGCGUCAGCCUUGGGUUUACCUCGCCUGCGGCCACGUCUACGGACGCCAUGACUGGGGCCUGAGAUCCGAAGGAGUGGUAGAGUCACGAGAGGGCGAGGUCUCCACAGCCCUUCGAGAAUGCCCGUUGUGCAGACGCGUGGGGAUCUACGUGCCCCUGUGGCUGGGCUCUGAGCCUGCUGUGUAUGUGGACGCAGGAGCUCCCACUCACGCCUUUGUUCCCUGUGGUCACGUCUGCUCAGAGAGGACAGUCAGGUACUGGGCAGAGACUCCUCUGCCCCACGGGACUCACGCAUUCAGACCAGUCUGCCCCUUCUGCUCUGCUGCCCUCAGCAACCCCGGCUGGAUACGGCUCAUCUUCCAGAGCCCCAUAGACUAACCGCUACUCCUCAGCA